Molecule: messenger RNA, 1346 nt
Organism: Zea mays
Lineage: Eukaryota; Viridiplantae; Streptophyta; Magnoliopsida; Poales; Poaceae
Product: mpv17 / PMP22 family protein
Cellular component (GO): cytoplasm; membrane
Source: RefSeq, marked validated
GUGGUCGGGGAGACGGGGACUCGGGGUAGCGACUAGCGAGCCGAGGAGCGCGCGCGCGCGAUGGCGGCCGCUGCCGUGGCGACCGUGGCCUCCCCAUCCCCCGCUGCCUCCAGGCGUAUGCUCCCCUCCGCCGCACCGUCUUUCCUCCGGCUCCCGAGGCCGACCAGCCGGCUCCGGCGCGCCACGCAGGUCGCCGCGGCGGGGGGAGAGGCGGACGUGCUGCCUGGUCCGGGGGCCGAGGGUGAGGCGGCGGUUCCGGGGAGGCUGGAGGAGCAGCGGGACGAGCCGCUGGCGGGAAGCCAGCUCGACAUCGGAGGGCUCGCCUUCCAGGGCGACGUCGGCGGGGGCUUCACCGGCGGCGGAGCGGGCUCCGGGGCCUCCGGCGGUGGCGGCGACGGCAACAAGAUGCUGGACCGGGGCAUCAAUACGGCCAUCGUUCUCGCGGCCAGCACCUACGCGCUCACCAAGCUGCUCACCGUCGACCAGGACUACUGGCACGGGUGGACGAUCUUCGAGAUCCUGCGCUAUAUGCCGGAGCACAACUGGUCCGCGUACGAGGAGGCCCUCAAAGCUAACCCGGUUCUAGCCAAGAUGAUGAUCAGUGGUGUCGUCUACUCCCUUGGUGACUGGAUUGCACAGUGCUACGAAGGCAAGCCAAUCUUUGAUUUCGACCGUGCUCGGAUGUUCCGGUCUGGUCUUGUUGGGUUCACUCUUCAUGGGUCACUUUCACAUUACUACUACCAUAUCUGUGAGGCACUAUUCCCAUUCAAGGAUUGGUGGGUUGUCCCUGCAAAGGUUGCAUUCGAUCAGACCGUUUGGUCUGCAAUCUGGAACAGUAUCUACUUCGUGGUCUUAGGUUUCCUUCGGUUGGAAUCACCUACCACUAUCUACAGUGAACUCAAGUCUACAUUCUGGCCCAUGCUUACCGCUGGAUGGAAGUUGUGGCCUUUUGCACACUUAAUUACAUAUGGUGUGGUCCCUGUUGAGCAAAGACUUCUAUGGGUCGACUGUGUGGAGCUUGUCUGGGUCACAAUAUUGUCGACGUACUCAAACGAAAAGUCAGAGGCAAGGAAUUCUGAUAGCACCUCCACACCAGAUGCUUCAAAGGACAACUCCAGAUAGCAGCCCUAGAGACCUUGGAGAGCUGAUUCGCCCUUCCAUCGCUUCAGGGGUUAUGUAAAUUGUACAAUUAGCCGCAGCAACUCUGCAGGUGUAACCCUUUUUUUGGUAGAUAUGUAUAUAUUCAUGAAACAUCAAUUGUGUAGUAUGUGCCAUAGAAUAUUACGAAGAAAGUAGCGAACUUCAUUCGUCCGUUCUAAAAUAAGUAUAUUUCUAGCAUUCAAAAU